Molecule: messenger RNA, 423 nt
Organism: Ilex paraguariensis (yerba mate)
Lineage: Eukaryota; Viridiplantae; Streptophyta; Magnoliopsida; Aquifoliales; Aquifoliaceae
Source: the annotation of a GenBank genome assembly
AUGGAACCCACCAAUACUGCUAAUGUCAAUUUGCCUUCAAUGGUGAUUUGGUUUCUUCAUUGCUGCCGAAAUAUAGAUGGAUCUUCACAUGGCAAAAGUCCAGCAUCUAAUAAGUCCAAUUUUACUGAGAAGGCUUUGAAGCUUCCUGAAGUGAAGGAGAAUGUUGGGAAAAGUCCAACAUUUAGUAAGUCCAAUUUUACUGAUAAGGCUUUGAAGCUUCCUGAAGUGAAGGAGAAUGUUCAGGCUGCACCCGUAUCAAAAAAUGAGGGUCCUGUUCACAUUUCUGAACCAGGCAGUCAUAGUAGCAAGGCUUUUCCUGGGUCUAUCAUAGAGCGCACUCCUAACAUUGGAACAAAUCCUAUUGAACAAACUGCCGCUCAUGGCUCAAAGCCAGUUUCCAGAUUCAAGAUGCAGAGAAGAUGA